AUUGUCACGUGAAAAUAUAAAACAGCUGAUUUAUAUAGUGUCUCCCUCUUUCUCUUGCUUUCUCUCUUUUUUUCAACGUGGACCAUGUGGCCAUGUGGGAUCAUGACUCAUGAGGCAUGUGGACUAGAGAUUAGUCAUUAGACAGAACUUUUCUUCAGUCUUUGUCAGUCAGUCUCCUCACUUGCACCAACUUGCUCUACUCUUGAUUAUUUUUUUGAUAUCUCAUAAAAUAUAUAAAUAUUUAAAUAGAUAUUUAUUUAUUUAUUCAAGUGACAUAUAUAUUGUUAUUGCCAACUAGCUAAAACAAAUAAAAAUGGAUCAAAUUAAAUCACCUAAUUUACUCAAUCAUAUAUUAGAAACAAUUUUUUUGUAUUUAGAUGUACCAUCACUUAUAAAUUGUUCACUUGUUUGUAAAAAUUGGUACGUAUUAUUGGUUGAUGAAAAUAGAUAUAUAUGGAAAUUAAAUUGUAAUAGAUAUAUAUCAUACGAAGCAUUGGAAUCAGAUGUAUUAUCAUCAUUGAGAACUCAUAAAGAAAAAGUACGUGCUUUUUUUCAUACUUGGAAUCCAAAAGAUUGUUCAGAAAAUUGUUCUAUAGAAGAUGAUUUUACUUUUGUUCGAAAUCCAGUGGCACAAACUACUGAUGCUUGUAGAGGUAAAAUUGGAUUUACACGUGGUAAACAUAUUUGGGAAAUUAAUUGGACUGGACCACUUGGUACUGUUGCUGUUAUUGGAAUUGCAACAAAAGAUGCACCACUUACUGCUAAGGGAUAUUUCGGACUAUUGGGUUCUAAUGAACAUUCAUGGGGUUGGAAUUUAAUUGAUGAUAAUUUAGUGCACAAUGGCUAUGUCUAUGGUAAAUAUCCAUACUGGGAUAAAAAUAAACAAGAAAUAAAAGGCUUAAAUCAAAAUAUUCCUGCAAAAUAUCGGACUGGAGAAACAUAUCGAGUUAUUUUGGAUUGUGAUGAUAAAACUUUGUCAUUUGAAAGAAAUAAUGAAUGGCUUGGUCCUGCAUUUUCAGGAUUACCUGCAAAAUGUUUCUAUCCAUCUGUAUCAGCUGUUUUUGGAAACAGUGAAGUAUCAUUGGUUUAUAUUGGUUCACAACUCGAUGAUGACACAAUUGUUUAA
Aphidius gifuensis is the source of this 1126-nucleotide messenger RNA. It is a transcript of the gene Fsn, whose product is annotated as F-box/SPRY domain-containing protein 1. Gene Ontology annotation, molecular function: protein binding. The record is from RefSeq and is a predicted model, not a curated record. Gene Ontology annotation, cellular component: SCF ubiquitin ligase complex; synapse. NCBI's taxonomy places the organism in Eukaryota, Metazoa, Arthropoda, Insecta, Hymenoptera, Braconidae. The coding region runs from base 314 to 1126 and encodes 270 amino acids. The transcript has 4 exons. Gene Ontology annotation, biological process: proteasome-mediated ubiquitin-dependent protein catabolic process; synapse assembly involved in innervation.